Messenger RNA from Colossoma macropomum (tambaqui), 2250 nucleotides. RefSeq names its product glycine amidinotransferase (L-arginine:glycine amidinotransferase) (gene gatm). Gene Ontology annotation, cellular component: mitochondrion. Bases 56 to 1303 code for a protein of 415 amino acids. NCBI's taxonomy places the organism in Eukaryota, Metazoa, Chordata, Actinopteri, Characiformes, Serrasalmidae. The record is from RefSeq and is a predicted model, not a curated record. Gene Ontology annotation, molecular function: amidinotransferase activity. The transcript has 9 exons.
UAUAAAGUCCCCUGGCGAGCCGCGCGCCGCACUACAGUCCCAAACUUGAGAGAACAUGCUGCGCGUUCGCUGCCUGAGAGGAGGGAGCCGGGGGGCUGAGGCCGCCCACCUCAUUGGGAGCCUGGUCGGCCGCUCUAUGAGCCGUUUGGUUCAGAAUGUGUUUCGGAGCUCCAGCUCUGCUGCGGCGGUGCAGCCCCGCCCCCAGGAGGAGGCGGAGGAGUGCCCUGUGUGCGCAUACAACGAGUGGGACCCUCUGGAGGAGGUGAUCGUGGGCCGGGCCGAAAAUGCUCGCGUCCCACCGUUUACCGUUGAGGUCAAGGCCAACACGUAUGAAAAGUAUUGGCCGUUUUAUCAGAAGUACGGUGGCCAGACAUUCCCUGAGGAGCACCUGAAGAAAGCCAUCGCUGAGAUCGAGGAGAUGUGCAAUAUUCUGCGUCACGAAGGCGUCAUCGUCCGAAGACCAGAGCCCAUCGACUGGUCUGUGGAGUACAAAACACCCGACUUCACUUCUACAGGUAUGUACGCCGCGAUGCCUCGGGACAUCCUGCUGGUGGUGGGGAAUGAGAUCAUUGAGGCUCCGAUGGCGUGGAGAGCACGUUUCUUUGAGUAUCGCGCCUACAGACCCCUCAUUAAAGAGUACUUCAGGAAAGGAGCCAAAUGGACCACCGCCCCCAAACCCACCAUGGCUGACGAACUGUACGAUCAGGACUACCCCAUCCGCACGGUGGAGGACAGACACAAACUGGCUGCGGAGGGGAAAUUUGUGACCACUGAGCAUGAGCCCUGCUUCGAUGCUGCUGAUUUCAUCAGAGCUGGAACCGACCUGUUCGUACAGAGGAGCCAGGUUACUAACUUCAUGGGGAUUGAAUGGAUGCGUCGUCAUCUCGCUCCGACCUACAAGGUGCACAUCAUCUCCUUUAAAGACCCGAACCCCAUGCACAUUGACGCCACCUUCAACAUCAUCGGACCAGGCCUGGUGCUGUCCAACCCGGACCGCCCCUGCCGACAGAUUGAGAUGUUUAAGAAAGCUGGCUGGACAGUGGUGAAACCACCAGUGCCAUUAAUUCCUGAUGACCACCCCCUCUGGAUGUCCUCCAAGUGGCUGUCCAUGAACGUCUUGAUGCUGGACGAGAAACGUGUCAUGGUGGACGCCAACGAGACUACCAUUCAGAAAAUGUUUGAGAAUCUUGGUAUUAAGACGAUUAAGGUGAGCAUUCGUCACGCCAACUCCCUGGGAGGUGGGUUCCACUGCUGGACGACGGACGUCCGCCGCCGUGGGACCCUGCAGUCGUACUUUCAUUAGCCUGCCAGAAACGAGCAGUUAUUAUUGAGCUUCCUUUCACACAGCAAUGAGGAUUUAACAAUCAACAUACAGUUCAUCCUAAUCAGUACUGCUGCAUGUUCUGUGAUUUUACUGAGCUGUGCAUGUCAGAGCUUCUGCAGGUGUUUGAACGAGAAAAGAAACAGCAACAGAAACAAAGCUGAGACUCAGUCUCCUCAAUAACGACUGCAUUUCUGGCUGGCUACUGAGUCUAUAACUAUUGUAGGAAUGACCGCUGUGCCGUCCCAGAGUUCCCAGGGAAGUAGGCAGGGUUCUGCUCUCAACGUCACCAAGACAACCAACACGACCAGGAAGAGACGAAGAGUUGCUACCUCCUUUUUACGAUCGACGAUGAUUUACAGUUCUGUUAUGUGAUAGGGAGUGAUUCUGCCGUGAAUUUUGUACCUUUUUCUAAACGAUCAGUCGUUGUAGGUCAUUACACAUUCGAUUUCUUAGCUAAGAUAUUUUUAUAAAUGUGAACCAAAAUGUAAAUAUAUAUAUAUGUGGUAAAGAACUUUUUCAUACCUUUUAUUGGCAUAUAUUUUUCAUUGUUUCCCUCUGACGAAGCUGUUUCUGUAUCUGCGUAAAGGAGAGUUGUGGUGAGGUUUGAGUUUCUGUACCUUUGCCUCUGUCGUCAUCCUCAAUAGCGGAUUCUGGCUCUCUGCUGCCGUCGCUGCUUUUGCUUUCGCUGCUUUUAGCGCUUUCGUUGCUUUCGCGUUUGAGGCGUAUUCGCAAUUCUGGGAACACUUCCGCUGCUUUGAGCCUUGCGUCAGUGUCGCCGCCCUGCUGGUGAGCGUCAAACUGACUUCUGAAGCGAGAGAAGUGUGUGAACGUAUGCCGGGUCAAAACAAGUGAAUUACACACCACAAUUACAGCAAAAUGUAACUUUGCAUGAUGUGAAACUAUUACAAAAAAAAAAAAAAACUGAC